CCCAAGUUGACAAAUAUGACAUUUGAAUCCGGCCCUAACCUCAGAUUCCGCAAUGUUCUCCUCAUUACUAGUGAAAAAUUUCGCUGAAAACCCUUUAUGGAAGCGCACUUUCACCAUAUCGGCAGCGUUCAAUGCAUUUGAAGCCGUCUCAUCUGCAGAACCAAAACUGGAAGUUCGUGAAAUAACCAAAGACCGCACAAAACCCAUCCCCGUUGAAACAAGUAUCAGGUAUCUAAAAAGCGCUGCUUACAGACAAACAUACGGGGACCAGCCUGUGUGGGUGCUGUACCGCCGAAACCACAAAGGGUCCAUUCCUCCACGGAAGACGCGAAAAACGUGCGUUCGCGGGGGGCAAAUUUCAUGCGGAAACCCCUGUCCAAUCUGCCGAGACGAAUACUUGGUUUUACAUGAAAAUAACGUUGAAUUGCUGAAACAGUUCGUUUGUCAACACACGGGUAGUAUUUUGAGUUAUUCCAAAACAGGGUUGUGCCAGAGAAAACAUCAGGAAUUGCUAGUGGCUAUAAGAAGGGCUGUUGACAGCGGGCUAAUCACCUUUGAUGUGCCCCCGAGACAUUACGAUUACUCUGAGUUUUACCCAGAAUUGAGGCAAUAA
Molecule: messenger RNA, 613 nt
Organism: Tribolium madens (black flour beetle)
Lineage: Eukaryota; Metazoa; Arthropoda; Insecta; Coleoptera; Tenebrionidae
Gene: mRpS18B
Product: 28S ribosomal protein S18b, mitochondrial
Exons: 1
Coding region: 53-613 (186 amino acids)
Biological process (GO): mitochondrial translation
Cellular component (GO): ribosome; mitochondrion
Molecular function (GO): structural constituent of ribosome
Source: RefSeq, a predicted model, not a curated record